AUGGACACCCAAACUCCCUCUAGCAAAUGUAAUCUGCCGAAAGAGAAAGUCUUCUCUAUUCAGAUUGGUUCCGAGAUCUUUCGUCUCUCGGGUGCUUCAAUUGCCUCUGAUGCUCCAUCCUACUUUUCACGCUUCUUUGAGGAUCAAUUGCUUCAGAGUCAAGAUGUCGCCAACAUAAGGACCCUCUAUAUCGAUCGCGAUCCCACGACAUUCCGCGAAAUUGCUAGGCAUCUGCAGGUAUGGGACACCAUGGACAAACACGGACGGAGACUGAUAGGUGGCUAUCAUGUACGGCCCCAGGAUGGCGCGCAAUUCGUGAAGCUAUUCGCAGAUGCGCAAUUCUAUACAUUGCCCCGAUUGAUGUCCCAGCUGUUCGAGUCCGAAUGCUUUAUUCAGAUCGGCGACCGACACUUCCAGAUCCCCCGCGAUAUCUUCUCAGGUCCCGGUGAUUCCCCAAACUUCUUCACCCUCGGAUUUGCCGCCUUCUUUGCCUCCCCGUCCGAGGUGUUCCCGGGCCUGGACCGCCAGGGUCUCUUGCGACCUCCGGCCAUCAUCCCCCCAAGCGUGCCGAACCGAUCGGCGGAUGUCUUCGAUGAGCUCCUGCAUCUGCUGCGCGGGUAUCCCCUACAUAUCAGAAACGAGGAUCAUCGGGCUUCGCUCCUACGCGACUGUCGUUAUUUCCACCUACGCGGCUUGGAACAAAAGUUGAUACCGCAUCAGAUAACCACGAAUCCCUUCAGCCAUCGUUUGGAAAUAGUCAUCCGGCUUGAGGAUGUGCGACCGUCUGGGAUUCAGUUUGCCUCUCAUACGGUUUCUGGGUCGCCUAUGGGUGGAAUGGUCACAUACGCGCGCCCCUUUGUAGACGAGAGCGCUGCGGAUCUGGUGGUCGAGAUCGGCGAUGAGUCUAGUCUGAUCCAUCCGGGGAGCAUGCGUGCUGACUUCCUAGGCCUGUCAAAGCAAAGAAUUGCCAGCCUGUUACAGACGGUAGGCAAAAAGAUGAACCUGCCUGAUUCACAUCCACCAUUGGGCCAAGUCCCAAUUAAGGUCCGUGUCGACCGUGAAACUGAUCUCACGGUGGAUGGAGAACAAGACCCCCAGCAUUUGAGGAUACCAAGAGCCAAGGCCGAAGCUGGCGAGGAUGAUGUCCCUGCAGCUAAACGCCCACGGGUCGAUAAUACGGACGAUCGGCCCUGGGUUGUUCGGACAGGACAAUGGCGAUUGCAAGUGCAGACAGGCCCUACCGGGGCAUACGAAGUUGUCUUGGUCGCUGUCAAAUUGGACAUCUAUACCAGUUCACAGGUCCGAAACCGGUCACGGAAAUUCCUCUAG
Molecule: messenger RNA, 1329 nt
Organism: Penicillium mononematosum
Lineage: Eukaryota; Fungi; Ascomycota; Eurotiomycetes; Eurotiales; Aspergillaceae
Exons: 4
Coding region: 1-1329 (442 amino acids)
Source: RefSeq, a predicted model, not a curated record